UUUCGAACGCGAAUUCUACCUAAAAUACAAGAAGUGAAGAAACAAAGGCUCAGUACGCUUAAAACCAGUAAAGUGAUAAGAACGGUGAGCAGACGAUCGACAGACAUAGAGAAUUACCCGUAGUCAGCAAAAUCAAAGGUUUAUCAGGCAAGAAGAAAAGAAAGGGAGCAACGAACGCAAAACGAAAAUUAAUAAAAUUUAUAGAAGAUUCAGUAAAAACUGUCGAUCAUUAAAGAAUUCAGCAGCUAAGAUCGAGUAGAGAACAAUGUUACGUGCAGUCUCCAAAUUAGUGUUGAGUCCAUUAACAGGACGUCAAGUGAAAAUGUCUCCUGAUAAUGUGAUUUUUAUAACCGGCUGUGAUUCUGGACUUGGCUUUUCUCUAGCUUUGUUUUGUCAUCGGGCACUAAAUAUGACCGUCAUAUCUGCCUGUCAUAAUAUUGAUUCCGAUGGUGCCAAAAUGUUGCAAAAGUUGAGCGACACAAAACGUAUGCUAACCAUCGAAUUGGACUUAUUAAAGCAGAACACAAUUGCGCAUGCGCAUAAAAUCACAAAUGAACUUUUAACUCAGAAUCGGGAUUAUAAAUUCACGGCGCUGGUGAACAAUGCUGGCGUCAUGUGUUUUGGAGAAUUCGAAUGGCAAACUCAAGAUCAAUUUGAAAUGCAAAUCAAUGUUAAUGUAUUGGGCACUAUGCGAUUAACAAAGGAAAUGCUACCACUGGUGCGGGAACAUCACGGCAGAAUUAUCAAUGUGACCAGUCAUUGUGGUUUACAGGCACUACCUGCGCUCAGUUGUUAUGCAGCCUCAAAAGCAGCAUUACGCUUUUGGAAUGACUCUUUACGAAUCGAAAUGCAACAAUAUGGUGUUGAGGUGGUCAACUUUAUACCAGGCUCUUUCGUUAUGGCCAGUAACAUAUCCGCUAGACAACAACAACACGCAGAACAUAUGUGGGAAGACUUCACAGCCGAACAACGAGUGUUUUAUGGCAGUUAUUUCAAAAAGUUCAAUGAUUACUUAAAAAUACUGUCCGGUUUUAAGGCCCCCAAUCAAGUGCAGGAUGAAGCGUUAUUAUUAAAAUUCCAAGAAGCGCUAACAAAUACAAAUCCAAAGGCUUUAUACAUACAUGAACCAUGGCGUUAUAAACUAUAUCGCGUACUAUUUCGCAUUUGUCCUACACCAAUUGUUGAUUGGCUGACAGUAAACUUUUGUGCUAUGCCAACUUAUGAGCCGCUACCAUCACCAAGUAUCGUCUCGGUAACUACCAAUGGUCACACUAAACAAUGAUUCGUGAUUUUUAAUAACAUAUACAAUAUAUUUUAUAAUAAUAAGUUUAUAUAAGUAUUUUAGUUAGUUACUUAGCUUUAAAAUAAAAUUUGAUAAAUAAUUCGUUAUAAACGCUGUAACUGCGUGCUGCAUAGAUUUAGUGUUUUAAAAACAGCAUCAGAAUUCUUUUUUUUGUUUUAGUGGUUGGGCAAAUGAAUAAAAAAUUAAAUGCCACAUCAA
This is a messenger RNA of Teleopsis dalmanni, 1501 nucleotides long. Its product is annotated as D-beta-hydroxybutyrate dehydrogenase, mitochondrial-like. Gene Ontology annotation, molecular function: oxidoreductase activity. The transcript has 4 exons. The coding region runs from base 266 to 1282 and encodes 338 amino acids. Lineage: Eukaryota; Metazoa; Arthropoda; Insecta; Diptera; Diopsidae. The record is from RefSeq and is a predicted model, not a curated record.